GGCACAUCAAGACGUAAUAGCGCAAGGGCAACUGUAGCCAUAUAUAAUUGGACACAUCGUCUGGAUUUCUGCGUUGAUUUAAAUACCUGCUGUUCAAUAUGGUUCAUCGCAACAUUGUGCAUAGGUAUCCGUACCAAAUUGUCGGAUUCCGAGGGCAGUCGCCGCCCGUGGACCCCACUUUAGUCGGCACUGUGGGUCGAUUUCCUCCGGCCUGCUCCGGCAGACACAAUUCUUUAAACGGGGGGUUUGCUACUAUACUUUACCUGCUAGGUUCUAUAGGAAGACACGCAUCCAUUUCAAGCUGCUAUUGUCUUGUCAAAUGGACGAGGCAUAUGUCCUCUAAUAUGCUCACUAUUGGGACUGAAGACGCAAACACUGGGCGCCUGUGCCGUGUGUUGCGGCCACCUCGUGUCGGUGGGACAGAAUUGGGGUCGGUGAUGCCUGGUUCAAAUGGCGGCAUGGCGGCCUGUGUGUUGUGUCGCGCUUGCCGCACCAGUCUCAUGCUCUCAUUCAGUUUGGAACCUGGGUCUCUGCUCAGCGACGUAUCAUACCAAUGAUUGAAGACGCUGUGUUAGAGAGCUGCCCGACACUGGGUGACUGGCCGCUCAGCGGCAUGUAGCCGUCUUGUGCGACACCGGGACCGGCCUAGAUCCCAAAGCAGAGGCAGGCACAAAAGGGGAGGGCCACCUAAAUCGUUUCUUUUCUUAUUCGAGUCGCGUUUUCUUCUCUGUCCUCUGACGACCCGAGCGCUGCGUCUGCCACUUGACGCAAUCGGGAAUCCCGAGGCAGCUACAUAUUCGUGCCUAGUGUACAC
Messenger RNA from Colletotrichum phormii, 814 nucleotides. RefSeq lists its product as uncharacterized. The transcript is spliced from 2 exons. Bases 99 to 557 code for a protein of 152 amino acids. NCBI's taxonomy places the organism in Eukaryota, Fungi, Ascomycota, Sordariomycetes, Glomerellales, Glomerellaceae. The record is from RefSeq and is a predicted model, not a curated record.